Salpingoeca rosetta is the source of this 1277-nucleotide messenger RNA. RefSeq lists its product as uncharacterized. Gene Ontology annotation, cellular component: cilium; centrosome; intraciliary transport particle B. The transcript is spliced from 12 exons. NCBI's taxonomy places the organism in Eukaryota, Choanoflagellata, Craspedida, Salpingoecidae. The record is from RefSeq and is a predicted model, not a curated record. Gene Ontology annotation, biological process: cilium assembly; intraciliary transport involved in cilium assembly. Gene Ontology annotation, molecular function: beta-tubulin binding. Bases 105 to 1277 code for a protein of 390 amino acids.
CGCAGUUUUGGUUUGUCGUCAACGGACACAAGAGCACAACACAAACAACGGCGUGUUGGAAGAACGCAGGCUGACUGAGCUGAGCAGAGACUGGCACACCAACCAUGUCGAAACGACCAACAACGGGGAUGCGCGUGGGCACGUCGUAUGGGCGAGCGGGCACGGCGCGCCUGAAGACUGGGAUGCGCACAGGGACAGCACGCCUCGGCACCGGGCGCAUGGGAACGGCACGCAUGGGCACAGGCCGCCUCGGCACGGCGGCGAUGGGUGGGGGCAUCGGCGGCGCGCUCAACACGCAAGUCACUGUCGGCGAGCGGCCCAUGACCCAGCAUGGCCUCGGCGGGACUCGGCCAAAGACACAAGGCCCUGGCCGCAUGGUGAUGGACGAGUCUUACUUCCUUGGCGCUCUCAGGGCCAAAUCGACGGAGUUGACGGAGGAGAUCAACAAGCUGCAGAAGGAGCUUGAGCAGCUGCAGCGGGACCACACGAGUUAUACCACAUACGAGAAGAAGGCCGAGGCGCUCGCCAAGGAGAUACAGGCGCUCUCCGGCCAGCUCGCAGACCUCAACGCCCUCGCCAACAACCUCAACGACAACGUCGAUAUUGACGACGUUCGUGCUGAUGUGGAUGAGAUCCGUGCGCGAAACGACCGCGAUGCAGCGGAGGUCGACAACAUCUUCUCAGACAGAAACAGAGUUGAAUCCCGCAUCAAGGAGAUUGAGGCGGAGAUUGAGUCUGAAAAGCGCCGCACCGAAAACAUCGUCACAGAGAUGGAGCCGGACCAGCGACGCGAGUACGAUGCAUUGCACGAGGAAGCGGAAACGCUACAAAAGACGAUUGAGACGCAGCAGUCGUCGCUGGACGAGUUGACGGCAGCGGCGGAUGCACUGCAGCGCGAACUCGAGGCAAACCCGGUCAAGCGCGAAGCAGCCGCGUUGCUUGACCAGAUUGCGGCGCUUCGGAGCAAGCACGCCAAGGUGAAGGAGCAAACGGAGAAGGAGGCGCUCCUGUCGCCAGAGAAGCUGAAGGAGCAGCUGCUGGCGCAGGUCAAGGCCGACAACCAGGAGAUCAGCGGCAUGGAGCGCAAGAUUGCGAAUGUGCAGCAGCGGAUCAACGAGAUCAGCUCGGACGUGGCCGAUCUCGACGCCGCCGAGGACGAGGAGGACGAUGAGAAGCGGCAGAAGUAUCUGCAGCUCGUCAAACACGAGCAGGAGAUGGACACGUUCCUGCUGUCCUUCGACUCAACCUACGAUGAGCCGAAGCCGGGCCCGUUCUGA